This is a messenger RNA of Physella acuta, 855 nucleotides long. Its product is annotated as nucleolar GTP-binding protein 2-like. Gene Ontology annotation, cellular component: nucleolus. The record is from RefSeq and is a predicted model, not a curated record. Lineage: Eukaryota; Metazoa; Mollusca; Gastropoda; Physidae.
AUGGAGGACUAUGCCAAAUUCAUUGAGUUGGCUGAUUCGUUAGGGUACACUGGGGCAGAAAAGGCUAAAUGGGUUGAAAAGAAGAUAGCUGAUGCAAUUGAAAGGGAAGACAGAGCUUUAGAAAGGGAAACGUCCAAUAAGGCGAAUCACAGUCUAAAUCCUGAUCGUCCCAAGACAUCAGCAGGGAUGAGAGACAGGUCUACUAUCAAUCGGUUGAAGAUGUAUAAAAACUUCAAGCCAAAGAGAGAUCGUUCUGGUAGAAUAGUUCAACCUGCGCCUUUUCAGUCAACCCUCAAAUCUGGCACCAUGGCUAGGGUAGAGCCUAACAGAAAGUGGUUUGGUAACACAAGCGUUGUUACACAAAAUGCCUUGCAGGCCUUCAAUGAAGCGAUUAAUAAAAUAAAAGCUGACCCAUAUAAAGUUGUAAUGAACCCAACCAAGAACCCUGUAACUUUACUGAGUUACACUCCAAAAGCGGCACCAUCUCCAAGACUUUUGGAUCGUGAACCCUUUGAACAGGUGUUUGGUAAGAAAGCAACUAGGAAGAAGCCUACACUUUCUACUUAUGAUCUUGAUGAAAUGGUAAAAAAUGCAGAAACUGACCUUCAGAAGUGGGAAGAAAGUCAGAGUACAUUGGUGCCCCAAGAGGAUGGGGUGAAAAGUGAACAGUUGGAAAUUGUGUUUAAAGCUGGAACUUCUAAGAGAAUAUGGAAUGAAUUAUACAAGGUUAUUGAUUCUUCUGAUGUGAUUGUCCAAGUACUAGAUGCUAGAGAUCCUGCAGGAACAAGAUGUAGACAAGUUGAAAACUACUUGAAGAAAGAAAAGCCUCAUAAACAUUUAUUGUCACCUGUGUGA